UUUUGAGUUGAUCUGUUAUUAAAUGUCAGAUUUGUUUAGUUUAUUUCAUUUGAUUUGACUUUGGAGUUUGCAUGAUCUCCCCUCACAUUUUUGUAAAUAUUUGAUUAUAUCUUUUCAUGUGGCAACACUGAAGAAAUGACACUUUGCUACAAUGUAAAGUAGUGAAUGUACAGCUUGUGUAACAGUGUAAAUUUGCCGUCCCCUCAAAAUAACUCACCACACAGCCAUUAAUGUCUAAACCGCUGGCAACAAAAGUGAGGAUACCCCUAAGUCAAAAACAGGAUAUGAGGGUGUAUCUCAACAAUGCAUCAAUGUAUCAUGAAACUUGAUAAGUAUCUUCAGUACUAUGCCAGCAAUGUAAUCAACACGUUUUAUGUUUGUGCCACCUUGUGAUCAAGAACUGUAAAAACUUAAUUUUUUUUCCAUUAUAUCAUUUGAAAAAUUUGUGCAAAAUUCAUAGGUAAUUUUCCUAUAAUUCACUGGAGUAUGCUGAUGUGAAUGCACACCAAGGUCUGAAAUGUAAUUUCAAUUUUUAAUUUGAUUUUGAAAAAAAGAAAGUUUUUUGCCACUCCUCUUACAAACUUUGUCCAAUCAUCACCAAAUCUGGCACAUCAUCUACAGAGUAAGCCUCACAAAACUUAUUUAAAAACUUAUAAAAUGUUGAAUAUUCCAAAUGGUUUGCCCAUAAUGUGCCAACAAAUCUGAUAACAAAGCAGCCAAACAGGAAGUGAGGCUGCAUCUCAGCAAUGACUUUGCUCAGUGACACAAAGUUUGGUACACAUCUUAAGGGCCAUGACCUGAGGCUAAGCAACAAACUUUAUUAAACAAAUUUUCACCUACUGGUCAAAAGUAACAUUCACAUGCUAAAAAAUGCUCACGUCUAAGUGCCAUUUUCGCAACUCCUUCUCCAAAUUAUGUCCAAUGUUCACCAAAUUUGACUCACAUCAUCUUGAGAGUUGUCUGAAUAAAAGUUAUCAAAGGAACUUUGAUAUUCAAAACCAUUCUCCCAUAGCACUCUUGCAAAUUUGUGAAAAUACAAAUCAUACUUGAAUCCCUUUGCCUGUGAUUCCUUAACCAAUAAUUGUAGCAUGUCUGUAAAUAUGAGGCUCACUGAGUCUGGGUGCUUGGCCCCCGAAAAUGCUGCUUGCAGCUUUAUUAUUAUUAUUAUUAUUAUUAUUAUUAUUAUUAUUAUUAUUAUUAUUGUUUUUUUUUUAUUGCUAAUGAAUUUGGGAUUUCACUACAAGACAUGGCCUGGACUAGUGGGACUCAGCAUGGCUAUGUAGUGAACACUAUAGAGGUUGGUAAUGAAAUACAAAGAACACAAUAACUAGAUGCAUGUUUAGAGUUUUAUGUCAAACGUUGAAUGUCCUGCAGCCCGUGUGGAUUGCUCCUCUGACUCGAUGAACAUUGCCAUCCGUAAAUCCUACCUGGACUCACUGGGCUUCAGCUGGUACGACCUUUAUCUUGAUGACCAUCGCUGCAGAGCUUCAACUGACAACUACUAUGUCACCUUCAACUUCCGUCUCCAUAGCUGCAGCACCAGGAGAACGACUGAGAACGGACGUAUUAUCUACACCAAUAAUGUGCGAGCAGCUCAGUCAACGUCGGGUGAGAUCACCCGAAAUGAUACAGCUUUCCCGUUGGUUGUGAGAUGUGUGAUGGAGCGUAAUUCUUCAGUCGGGAUUCUUUAUGAGGCCAAAGAGAUUACAAAUGCAGCUAUCACUGGAACGGGUCGGUUCAACACCACCAUGGCCUUUUACCCAUCCAGCAGCUUUUACUACCCCAUCACCGAUUCCCCGUACCGAGUGAACCUCAAUCAGCAACUGUACGUGCAGGUGCAGCUAACUCCAGCCGAACCAAGCCUCCACCUGUUCAUGGACUCCUGUGUGGCCUCGCCAAACCACAACUACAGCAGCCGCACCUAUGACCUUAUACGCAAUGGCUGUCGGAGAGACAACACGGUAAACAUAUACAGAAAUGGAAAUCGUUACUUCGCUCAGUUCAGCUUCAGCGCAUUCAAGUUCCUGCGCACACACAACCAGGUGUUCCUCAAGUGUGAUGUCAUUAUCUGCCCUGACAACGACUACAACUCACGAUGUCGCCAAGGAUGCCUCAAUCGCGGGAAACGAAGCACUAGCUCUGAUCACCACACUGAGGUUCUUACCCUUGGGCCAAUCACACUCUAAGGUCCAGAGGAGGCUGAGGCCAAGACGGAGGACAAGGAGUGAACUCACACUGACUGAUUAAUUAAUCACUUAAAUAUAGUUAACACUGAAUAAAUUUGCUAAUAGAUUGUUGAGCAAUCUCUCUUUCUUAAAUACUCACCUGUUGAUUUUUGGGGGGAGAUUUAAACUGUGUUUUUGACCCAAAUUUAGAACCGUCUAAUCCCCGUAAUCUGAAUCAAUCUGCUAUGUCUAAAACAUUUUCUGAUUUUAUGUGUGAGAACGGUUUUUUGAUCCGUGAAGAUUCCGUAACCCCUCUCUAAAAAAGUUUUCUUUCUUCUCCCAGGUGCAUCGUUCCUAUUCGAGGAUUGAUUAUUUUUUAUAAACUUAUCCCAUCGCCUUGGAGAUUUAAUUCUCUUCUUUUGGCAGACACAGACACUUCCUACUUAAAUUUUUGUGCCUGUGGUUGGGUUUUAAAAUAUCUAUAUAACCAGCGAUAGUUAUUGGAUAGCCAUGAUGAGCCGGUGGGAGGGGUUUUUCCGGUGAUUGUACUUUUUAAUUUUGUUUUCCUUUGUUUGCAUAAAAAGAAAAAAAACUGUGAAAUAAUUUAUUACAAUGCUGAUCUAAAAUAUAAUAAUUACAAGACAGCAUAGGAUGAGGUAAAACUAGAACUAGCUAAAAUACAGUAGUGGCAAUUGUGAAAGUAGACAAAACAUGUCAAUGCUUUGAAGGAUGUGAAUUGGAACAGAAUAAUGUUAUUCAAUUGCGAAUCUGUUUUUAGAGGAUUUAAACCUAACAUGGUGAACAAAUUAUAUUAUACGAUUCAGGCAAUUUGACUGGGGUUAUCUCAUAUAGUGUGGCAAGUAAUAAUCUGGAAAGACCUUUGUAAUAUCACAGUCUAAAACUGGAUUUAAAGAGAAGCAAAUCAGUAAAUGAAUCACAUGUAAAUGAAUCACAUGUAAAUGAAUAAAUAAAUAUGGGAAGAAAAAAAAAACACUGAAUAAUUUCACUAACCUUCCUCUAUUAAAGCAUUAUCUAAAGGCAA
Ictalurus punctatus (channel catfish) is the source of this 3207-nucleotide messenger RNA. Its product is annotated as CUB and zona pellucida-like domain-containing protein 1. The transcript has 4 exons. NCBI's taxonomy places the organism in Eukaryota, Metazoa, Chordata, Actinopteri, Siluriformes, Ictaluridae. Gene Ontology annotation, cellular component: cell surface. The coding region runs from base 1350 to 2186 and encodes 278 amino acids. The record is from RefSeq and is a predicted model, not a curated record.